CCUCAAUGGCGACCGCACGGUUUGAUCCCCGAUCCCACGCAUCGCUUCUGCAUUGGCAUGACUAUUUUGCCUCUCAAUGACCAUCGGGCGCUUAUCUUUGCUACCUUUCCCGGAUUCGGUAGGCUUACGCCCUUCAGCAUCGCUCUCAGUGAAGGGGAACAUCGAUGAGCACCGUUGCUGUGACCCUUAACGGAAGACUCAGUCACCGCCCCCGCCUAGCGCUCCUUCCUCGACGCUGCGCGCGCAGUCCGCUUGAGCACGGCCUGAUCGGCAGGCAUGCACCGCCGAAGUGGAGGAGAUGAUACACCGGACGAGACUGUAAAUGAUUGGCGCGACGGCCAACAUCGCGUCCGGCGCAGUCGAGUGCACGCUUGGCAUGGGCGAGGAUACGCCCCGACGGGGCGCAAGGGACGCCGGGUGAGGAGGACCGUGAGAAGCGAAGCGAGGCUAACUGCGGACAGAGCUGGGAAGAAGGGGCGGCCGUCAUCGCCGACUUGUCGUCGCACAGUUCUCGGGAAUCGUCAUCGACGACCAUGCUUCGGCGUUCUUUCUGAGACGAUACCAAGCGCACAACGUACGAGGAGUACAUCGCUACGAGGAAGACGUUAUCGUGAAACCCUAAGGCAUGUCUGCAAGUCUGAUUUAUGUUGCGAGGGCUAUGGUACCGAAUGUAGUUGCAAUGACCCCGCGCCACCAAAGGGUUUAGACACGUGGACGAGCAUUGCCUUCUUAGUCGCUUUUUCAUGCUCUUGCACCUGCUGCCACACACCGAGAUUGGGCGAUGAGGUGCGUCACCCCGGGUAUGAAUUGGAGUGAUGUAUCCAGGAAUUCUUCCGACUUUCGGAGGGAUGUCAUCGCUAAGAGACGCACCGGGCAAUUGGUAUACAGUCAGCGCGCAGCCAACAUGAGUACAAGGCAAU
Molecule: messenger RNA, 920 nt
Organism: Schizophyllum commune H4-8
Lineage: Eukaryota; Fungi; Basidiomycota; Agaricomycetes; Agaricales; Schizophyllaceae
Exons: 4
Coding region: 277-816 (179 amino acids)
Source: RefSeq, a predicted model, not a curated record